UACUCGUCUACCUAUCCACAAAAAGUCAAAAGGAAGCUUUCCUAUCAUUCUUCUAUCUCCAUUAUUGACAUUUCUCUUGACUUUUUGGUUUCAAAUUCUUCCAGGAUCCUGAUCUUGAUGUAACUGGCCUAAUUUUGAGAUAGAAUUUCGUUUCGUUCAUGUUGUUGUUGCCCUAAUUUUGAAUUUUCGAAUCAUGAUGUGAUAAAUUAGUGAUUAAGAUUCAUUUUGGCAUCACAGCACAGGGCAAUUGACAUAAUCUACUAGUCAACAUACAGAACUCAUUGUUAUGACUAAAUUCAGUUGUUGUUUUGGGAAGGUAGCUUCCCCAACAAACGGUGUUCUUGUUCAUAGAGAACUUUUGGAUGUUGAGAAUAUGAGAUUGUAUACAUACAAAGAUUUGCAAAUCGCUACAGGAGAUUUUAAACCCGAAAAUAAGAUAGGGCAAGGGGGUUUUGGUUCUGUUUACAAGGGAUUACUAAAAGAUGGAAAAAUAGUUGCUAUAAAGGUUCUUUCUGCUGAAUCAAGACAGGGUUUGCGAGAAUUCUUGACUGAAAUAACUAUUAUUUCAGAUAUACAACAUGAAAAUUUGGUAAAGUUACAUGGUUAUUGUGUGGAGAAAGAUCAUAGAAUCUUGGUUUAUGGGUAUCUCAAAAACAGUAGUCUAGAUCAAACCCUACUUGGGGGGAAUCAUUGUAGCAUUAAAUUCACAUGGGAAAUUCGAAGGAAGAUUUGUAUAGGUGUUGCAAAAGGGCUUACUUAUCUUCAUGAAGAAGUGCAACCUCAUGUUAUUCAUAGAGACAUUAAAGCAAGCAAUAUUUUACUCGAUGAAGAUUUUACACCAAAGAUUUCGGAUUUUGGUCUUGCAAAGCUUUUUCCAUCUCAUUUAACUCAUAUUAGCACACGUAUUGCUGGAACUCUAGGCUAUUUGGCUCCUGAAUAUGCAAUAAGAGGCCAAUUGACAAGGAAAGCAGAUAUUUACAGUUUUGGUGUUUUGCUUUUGGAAAUUGUUAGUGGAAAAUCCAAUCAAAACAAACAGUUACCAGUUGAAGAACAAUAUCUUCUUGAAAGGGUAUGGGAACUAUAUAGGGAAGGGGAGCUAAAAAGGUUGGUUGACACUUUAAUGGGAGACAAUGAUGAUGAUUUUGAUAAAGAUGAAGCUUGUAGGUACUUAAAAAUCGGCUUACUUUGCACCCAAAGACUUCAAAAAAACAGACCAUCAAUGUCUAAUGUGAUGAUGAUGUUAAAUGAUGAAAAGGACCUUGAUGAAAAAGAUUUAUCUGAUCCGGGGUUAAUUUCAGAGUUAACAAAGUUUAAAUCCAAUAAAAAUAACACAUCAGGUACUGCUACAUCAUCUAGCCACUCGGGAAAACAAGAGGAUAAGGAUUCCUCAUUGUAUGGAGACACAACAUCAUCGUACGCUACUAUGAAUUUUACCACAAUUAUUGGUCGAUGAUUGUACGAUACACCAUUAUUAUGUCUUUUGUAUGGUAAUAAAUCUUCCUAUUCUAAUAAAUGAAUAUGUUUAUUCUUCUA
Molecule: messenger RNA, 1533 nt
Organism: Lactuca sativa (garden lettuce)
Lineage: Eukaryota; Viridiplantae; Streptophyta; Magnoliopsida; Asterales; Asteraceae
Product: cold-responsive protein kinase 1
Biological process (GO): protein phosphorylation
Molecular function (GO): protein kinase activity; ATP binding
Source: RefSeq, a predicted model, not a curated record